Molecule: messenger RNA, 2915 nt
Organism: Phalacrocorax carbo (great cormorant)
Lineage: Eukaryota; Metazoa; Chordata; Aves; Suliformes; Phalacrocoracidae
Source: RefSeq, a predicted model, not a curated record
CCCCCCCGCCUCCGCCCCCGCCCUGUCGGAGCUCCGGCCGCUGCCCCCGGGCUCGGCUCUGCCCCGGGUCCCCGGCGGUCACCGCUCUGCUGCCGUCCCGCCGGCUGGCGGCGGCCUGCCCGGUGCGGCCUGCCCGGUGCGGCCUGCCCGUGUGCCCUCCGCCGGGCCCCGCGCAGCGUGGGGGUGACGAGCGAGGGCAGCGCCGGGGGCAGAUGAGGUUCUCCCGGGAGCACAAAGCCGGCGGCAUCGCGGGUGGAUCGGGCCCGUUGCCAGGCCUGGGCCCCCCCCCCCGCGCCUUGUCUUGCCUCUGCUUGACGUGCCUGACGUGUAGCGUGGUGGAGAGUCGGUGAUCGAGCUGUAGAAAGAGCUAAUCUGCAGUAAUCGGGCCAUUUUCAGAUUUGACCCAGCAGAUGAAGACAAAAGAAAGAAACUGUGUGAGGGAAUUCUAAACAUCCUUGAAAAAGACACAAAAACUUCAUGUCAAGUUGCCUGCCUGGAGGCCCUCCGGAUUCUCUCCAGGGACAAGAAAGUUUUAGUGCCUGUAACCACGAAGAGGAACAUGCAGAUCCUUAUGAGGCUAGCAAAGCUGGACACUGUGGAAGAUCCUUUGGAGAGAGUGUCUGAAUUUCCUGUCAUAGUAGAAGCUUUAAAAUGCCUCUGUAACAUAGUUUUUAAUAGUGCUGUUGCACAGAAGCUCAGUUUGGAACUGAAUCUUGCAGCUAUGCUCUGCAAUCUUCUGGAAAAAUGCAAGGACCAACAGUUCGCUGAUGACAUUAAAUGCUUUGAUUUGCGUCUCCUCUUCCUCUUGUCGCUUCUGCACACAGAUAUUAGAUCGCAGUUGCGUCAGGAACUACAAGGGGUGCAAGUUUUGACUCAGGCUUUGGAAAGUUCCCUGAGUGUAAGAUGGACAGAAAAAUAUAAAGCAGCAGAAGAUCGUGACAGGCCUCCUCUAUCUUUGCAAGAGACAGAUUGUGCCAUUGAGGCACUAAAGGCUCUUUUUAAUGUAACACUUGACAGUUGGAAUGUCCACAGCGAGACUGAAUCUCAUCAAUUUCGUUACAUGGCUGCCAUCCUUCGACACUGCUUAUUAACCACGGGCCCUACUGAAGACAAAACUGAAGAGUUGCACAGCAAUGCAAUCAACCUCUUAAGCAAUGUUCCCGUUUCUUGCUUGGAUGUUCUUAUUAGUCCAUCAUCCCAAGAGGAAACAGAUAUAAAAUACAAUGGUAUGAAUAUGGGAGCAAUUCAGAUUUUACUGGAUUUCAUGGAGAAAAGAAUAGACAAGGGAAGUAGCUAUAGAGAAGGUCUGACUCCAGUUCUCAGUUUAUUAACGGAAUGCUGCCGAACUCACAGGAAUAUCAGGAAGUUUAUCAAAGCUCAGGUAUUACCUCCCUUAAGAGAUGUAUCAAAUCGUCCCGAAGUUGGCACAACAGUGAGAAACAAGCUUGUGCGCCUUAUGACACAUGUUGACCUUGGAGUAAAGCAAAUUGCAGCAGAAUUUCUUUUUGUUCUUUGUAAAGAGAGAGUUGACAGCCUGUUAAAAUAUACAGGCUAUGGUAAUGCGGCAGGAUUGCUGGCAGCAAGGGGCCUGUUAGCAGGAGGAAGAGGAGAUCAUUGGUACUCAGACGAUGAAGAUACAGAUACAGAAGAAUACAAAUCUGCAAAGCCCAACAUUAACCUUAUCACUGGUCACUUAGAAGAACCAAUGCCCAACCCGAUGGAUGAAAUGACAGAAGAACAAAAAGAAUAUGAAGCUAUGAAGCUUGUCAACAUGUUUGAUAAACUUUCCAGAGAUGAGCUUAUAAAACCAAUGGGAGUGCGGCCGGACGGUACAAUGGCUCCUUUGGAAGAAGCAGUCAGCCAGUACCAUACCAACAAGCAAGACAGUUCAGAUUCAGACUAAAGCAUCACCUGCUUCGCUCUCAAUUCUCCUCUAAUCCACACUUCUCUUUAGAGCCGCGACAUCUUUUAUCUAGGCAUUUUAUCCUCACAUUAGCCAGCAUCACUUUAACUGUUUCUGUUAUUGGGAUAUUUAAAUGAUGGGCCCUGUGGUGUAAUGUCUGAAUUUUUAUUAUGUCUGUUUAAAGACCAUAUCAAUUUAUUAGUUUAUGAUCUUUAUUAAUUUAAAACCAAACGUAUUUCAAAGGGAUAAAAGGUGACAGCUCACAAUGUAAAAUAAAAUAGAAAUACUUUAAUUUUCCAGAAUGCUCUUUUCUGGACUCUGUAGAUUUUCCUAUUCUCGAUAUUUUAAUUUUUGUAUUGUCUUGUCAGUCUCUCCCUUUAUAUAAUUGUAAUUAAAGAGGCAUGUUUGUUUAAUGGCAUUAGGAGCAGGGGGUGUUUAAACUUAGAAGUCUGACCGACCUUGUGGAGCUGCAUUAACUGGCGUUAAACAGUGAUUUCAGGGCUACCCUUUUUAAAAUGUCGUCGGGUUUCUUAUUGCUACACACUUCUGUGGUUAAGCUGCUGCCUGAGAUUUUACCAAUGUGUCAGUCCCUGACUGCUGCUAAAAUUACCUUUAAACUGGGAACAAGGUGAUGUAUGUUGUAUGUCCUCCCUCCCCUCCCCAGUUAAGACCACAUGAAUAUACACACACGCCCCUUCCCAUCUUUGGUUAAGUAAAAGCAUCCCUAUUCAAAACAGCAUUCAAGUAUGUACACUUAAAUGUUGCCAUGAAUGGGAGUGGACUAAAGUGAAGUGCAUGUGCAAGUGUUCUACUGAAUUGGGGCCUACUUUUGGAGAUUAACGGGUAUGCCUCACUUGAAGGGAAGACAAACUAAUCAACAGAGAAAUAUUUCCUUUUAGGGAGAACUUAGGAAGCGAUGGGAUAGAGAAUGGGAAGGUGGGAAGGAGAAGAAAGUGUCACUUCCAACUCUGUACUCUUUAAAAACAAAGAUUAAAGUUUUAGGCGUGCUGCA